Messenger RNA from Symbiodinium sp. CCMP2456, 1932 nucleotides. NCBI's taxonomy places the organism in Eukaryota, Dinophyceae, Suessiales, Symbiodiniaceae. The record is from the annotation of a GenBank genome assembly.
AUGGCUGAUGGUCUUGCCGACUUGGACCUGAAUUCCCUUAUCGAUGGCCUGCUCGACGCGGGCGCCUCGCAUGAGGAUGAAGCUGACAGCGGUGACAGCCAGCCAGUUGAUGGGGCUGCGCAAUUGGUGCCUGCACAGCUAAACCCACACGGGUUAGAAGCAGAUGAGUUACUUGACCUCGUGAGCGAUUUGCUGCCUCCAGUUUCUGAAGAGUCUUUUCGACCAGCUGCGAAUCCUGAUCUACGUGAUAUCUUUGGCCCACGAGCUGCAUUGUCUCAGCUAGGGGACAGCUUUCAGCAGCAGAUGUUCAAGCGCUACUGUGCUGCUACAAGCGCUGGGAACGGUCAUGAGAGGCCAGUUCUGCGGAAAGCAGUGGUAGCGGUGACUGAUUGCUUGGUUCGUUCUGGAAGGCACCGAUCUAUGUCAGCGAUACAAGAUCAAUCAGGGACAUCACGUCGCUCGCUGCAGCGAACCCUUUUUCAGCUCGCAGCAGUUCUGCUGCAUGGUGGGUGCUGGUUGGUAGGUGCCAUGCUGGGAAUGUGUUCUAGAUGGUUUCAGAGCAAGCGGAUGCAGCCAGUCCUGGCUGUGAACAAAUUCCGAUACGACGAGACCCCACUGCGCAUGAGGCUUGCUGAGCUGCAGCAAUUCAUCCCUGAUUUUGUGCAGCGUGGUGGACACUUGUCAGAGUCCUACAAGUACGUCAAGAUACUUCGAAUCGACUGGACCCUAGGCUUGUUGAUCUAUGAUGUUGCCACGCUUGGCCACAGACUCAUCACAGUGGACAUUCCAGUGGCCAUGGUUCCACUGGAACGGACAACAGCAGAAACACAAGCCGCCGCGAUUCGGUCUGCUAUGGCACGUGUUCCAGAUCUCCAUCGGCACCUGUCGCUCUACCCCGAGCAGGUACGUCUGGCCUGCAUCGACAGAUACGCCGCGAACCUGAAGGCCGAAGAUUCUUUUAAGUCUUCGCAACCUGAGAUGAUCCGCACGAUUUUUCCUUGUGAUGUGCAUAAGGCAUCGGCCGUCAUCAAGAAAAGCCUUCGACCGUUCGAAGAGGUGACAUCGGGCUUGGUGCACACCGGGUUGAGCAUGGAAGGCGGCGGGUCCCUGGCAGUGCUGAGGCAAGUACUGCAGGAAGUGUUCGAGAACGACCUUUUCGUGGAAAACACACCGGCACCUGGGGGCUCCAUUCGAAAUCACACAAGACAAAUACUGGAUCUUUUUUGCCCCACUCAUCCUGGUGCUUCCUCACCCCUGAAGAACAUGCAGCGCCAGUUCGUGCUGCAGUAUUUCUGCAACAGUGACAUCACCCAAGAGCGCAUAGUGCACCACUGCACAUUCUCCUGCUGUGCCAGCAGGCAGGAAACGGCAGAUCGAUUCGCUACAUCAGUGGUGCUUGCGUUCCUGCCACGAAAGUGCCCGAUGCUCAAACGCAAGUCAUGGACUGACGCAGAGCAGCCAAUGGAAUGGACUGGGUUGCUACAGUCGUUCUGGGGCCUUUUCACGAAGGUCAUGGUGAAAUUCACGGGAUCAGCGACAGCCGCUCCAGUGGCAAGGGUCUCUGAAGAGCAUGAUGAAGACGAGGACUUUGGCCAGGGCGAAGCCGAAGCCGCAGCCGCCGAUGCCAGAGUCUUGGAUGCAGAUGCUGCCACCGCGGAGGAUGUCUUGGAGUUGGUAGAUGGCAUUCUGGCACAGGGAUCCGGCGUGGGUGAGGCUGAGACUGGAGAUCAGGACGAGGCCGCACCCAUGCUGCCAGACGGUGAAAUCGAUUGGCAUGAGCUGCAGCUGCGACGCAAGAAGAAAGCUGGUGUUUUCGCGUGUCGUGCAUCUCUCAUGGAGAAUCUUGGCCGUCUUGGCCUUUGGAUGUUUUGUGAAGGUGAGAUGAGAAUUGUAACAAACACCCAGAUUUCAGCUUUCAAGCAGCGUCUUUAA